AUGCCCUCUUACGGUUCCCUACACUCCCCAUCGCUCAAGAAAAUGGAAACUUCGCGUGUCCAAUAUGGGCGUAAGGGGAUUAACAUGGCCAACAUUAUUGGCGACCCCUUCGCCCUCGCCACGAUCUCUAUUUCAAUUCUUGCCUGGCUAGUGUCCUUCAUUGGAGGUGUUAUAGCUCAGAUCCAAGUAAAUGGCACUCGAAACUUCCCACCAUUCGCGUGGUGGUCCACCGUCUACAUUCUCUUCCUGAUACUAGGAAUAUUCGUUGUUGUUGCAUCCGAUACGAUUCAAACUUACCAUGUCGCCGUCGUCGGAUACCUCGCCGCUGGACUUAUCCUUUCCUCUUCUUCAGUCAACUUCCUCAUCUUCUCCCCCAUGUCCUCUUUCCAGGCCACGGCCGCUGGUUUCAUCCUUUUGUCGAUGGUUCAGAUUGUCUGGAUCUUCUACUUUGGAUCGGCCCCCUCCGCUGUUCCCCGCGCCUACCUCGACUCGUUCGCCCUAGCCAAGGAAUCCACCAUGAACAGGCCGCCUAUCAAUGGUUAUGGUGGCAUGGCAAGGCCCGAGACUUCGACUUCGGUUCAACCUCCGCAGAUGUACACUUCGGCUCAGCUGAACGGCUUUGAGAACCCGUCCCCUGUCGCUGGCAUGACGAGCGUCGCCCGGACGUCCACCAUCCCUCCCACGUUUGGUAACAGCACCGUGAAGGGUGGCCCCACCGCCAGCGGUGCCGACACCGAAGUGGUACCCCCAACAGAGUACCCCUACCGUGCCAAGGCCAUCUACAGCUACGAAGCGAACCCCGACGAUGCCAACGAAAUUUCGUUCUCGAAGCACGAGAUCCUCGAAGUGAGCGACGUGAGCGGAAGGUGGUGGCAGGCGCGGAAGGAGAACGGAGAGACAGGCAUCGCGCCAAGCAACUAUCUCAUCCUGUUAUGA
Messenger RNA from Scedosporium apiospermum, 936 nucleotides. RefSeq lists its product as uncharacterized. The coding region runs from base 1 to 936 and encodes 311 amino acids. The record is from RefSeq and is a predicted model, not a curated record. The transcript is spliced from 3 exons. Gene Ontology annotation, molecular function: protein binding. Lineage: Eukaryota; Fungi; Ascomycota; Sordariomycetes; Microascales; Microascaceae.